AUGUGUGUCCUGCACCGAUCACACGAAUCGCCAACACCCAACUCACUCCCAGUGCUCCUCGCUCCCGUCGUCACCCUCCUCGCCCUCGCCUCGUCGGCCGUCGCCGCUGGCCCGUACGUGAUCAAGGCCAAGGCUGGUGCCAUGUGCCGCUCCAGCCCGCGCAUCACGAACGGCAACAUCGUCAAGAAGUACGUGUACGGCGCCCCCGUGACCAUCACUUGCACGGCCUACGGCGACUCGUACGCGGGCUACACGCUCUGGGACAAGACGAGCGACGGCUGCCUUUGUGCACGACGCGCUCAUCAAGACUGGCACCGAGAACCCCGUCGCGGGGUCGUGCUACGAGCGCCCGUGCAACCCCCGCGUGGAGAUUUGCCGGGCCAAUGA
Messenger RNA from Vanrija pseudolonga, 387 nucleotides. RefSeq lists its product as uncharacterized. Bases 1 to 387 code for a protein of 128 amino acids. The transcript has 2 exons. Lineage: Eukaryota; Fungi; Basidiomycota; Tremellomycetes; Trichosporonales; Trichosporonaceae. The record is from RefSeq and is a predicted model, not a curated record.